Messenger RNA from Hermetia illucens (black soldier fly), 1858 nucleotides. RefSeq names its product ATP synthase subunit beta, mitochondrial (gene ATPsynbeta). Bases 207 to 1730 code for a protein of 507 amino acids. The transcript is spliced from 5 exons. Gene Ontology annotation, molecular function: ATP binding; proton-transporting ATP synthase activity, rotational mechanism; ATP hydrolysis activity. Gene Ontology annotation, biological process: proton transmembrane transport; proton motive force-driven mitochondrial ATP synthesis. The record is from RefSeq and is a predicted model, not a curated record. Lineage: Eukaryota; Metazoa; Arthropoda; Insecta; Diptera; Stratiomyidae.
UAUGGUUUGAAGCCGGGCAUGUAUUGCACGAAACAUUCCCAUUAAACGAAGGAAUAUAUUCUCCGUCACAGGAGGCUACGAGCAAGAUUCGCAAACCAGUUUCGGUUCCGCGAUAGCAGGUCCAAAUUCAGUCAGAUUUGACCCAUCGGGGAGGUUGAAGUGCUUGAGGUAAAAAGUUCUAACUAGGAGUUAAUUGGGACGACAAAAUGUUCGCACUACGGGCUGCCACCAAGGCAGAUGCCUCAAAGAUUUUAUCGUUCUUCAAUCAAUACGGUCGUGGAUAUGCCGCAAAAACCGCCGCUAAGGCCGCUGGUGCUGCCGCCCCUGGUAAGGUUGUCGCUGUCAUCGGUGCCGUCGUGGACGUACAAUUCGAUGAGGGAUUGCCACCAAUUCUAAACGCCUUGGAAGUGGAAAACCGAUCACCUCGACUUGUUCUUGAAGUCGCCCAGCAUUUGGGAGAGAACACUGUCCGAACAAUUGCUAUGGACGGUACCGAAGGUCUCAUCCGUGGCCAGAAAGUCAAAGACACCGGAUACCCCAUUCGUAUCCCUGUAGGUGCUGAAACUUUGGGUCGGAUCAUCAAUGUAAUUGGUGAACCAAUUGACGAACGUGGCCCAAUUGCCACCACAAAGACCGCCCCUAUUCACGCCGAGGCUCCUGAAUUCGUUGAGAUGAGUGUCGAGCAAGAAAUUCUCGUAACUGGCAUUAAGGUCGUCGAUUUAUUGGCUCCAUAUGCCAAAGGUGGUAAGAUCGGUUUGUUCGGCGGUGCUGGUGUCGGUAAGACCGUAUUGAUCAUGGAACUUAUCAACAACGUCGCUAAGGCUCAUGGUGGUUACUCCGUCUUUGCUGGUGUCGGAGAACGUACGCGUGAAGGAAACGAUUUGUAUAACGAAAUGAUUGAAUCUGGCGUCAUCUCCCUGAAGGACAAGACCUCGAAAGUAGCGCUUGUCUACGGACAAAUGAACGAACCCCCAGGCGCUCGUGCCCGUGUCGCCCUGACAGGUCUCACCGUUGCCGAGUAUUUCCGCGAUCAAGAAGGACAAGAUGUGUUGCUUUUCAUUGACAAUAUUUUCCGUUUCACACAAGCCGGUUCCGAAGUAUCAGCCUUGUUGGGUCGUAUCCCCUCUGCUGUAGGUUAUCAACCAACCUUGGCCACUGAUAUGGGUUCUAUGCAGGAACGCAUUACCACCACCAAGAAGGGUUCCAUUACCUCAGUACAAGCUAUCUACGUGCCCGCUGACGAUUUAACUGAUCCUGCUCCAGCCACAACAUUCGCUCACUUGGACGCCACUACUGUAUUGUCCCGUGCUAUUGCUGAAUUGGGCAUCUAUCCAGCUGUCGAUCCUCUUGAUUCAACAUCACGUAUCAUGGACCCCAACAUUAUCGGACAAGAACACUACAAUGUUGCCCGUGGCGUACAGAAAAUCCUACAAGAUUACAAGUCUCUGCAAGAUAUCAUUGCCAUUUUGGGUAUGGAUGAGUUGUCUGAAGAAGAUAAGCUGACAGUCGCGCGUGCACGUAAGAUUCAACGUUUCCUGUCGCAGCCUUUCCAAGUCGCCGAAGUUUUCACAGGUCAUGCUGGCAAACUAGUACCACUCGAAGAGACAAUUAAGGGCUUCACGAAAAUUUUGGCUGGUGAUUAUGAUCAUUUGCCCGAGGUUGCAUUUUACAUGGUUGGUCCAAUUGAGGAAGUUGUUGAGAAGGCUGAACGCUUGGCUAAGGAAGCCUAAGUUAAAAUCAAUAGGUUUAUAGAGAAUUAAAACCAUCGUUAGAUGAGCGGCAAGAAUAUUCACCAGAGUUCAUCGUGAGAAAUGGAGAAGUGUAAUGGAAAUAAAUAAAGUCGGAAAAAAACAGUGAA